This is a messenger RNA of Rhopalosiphum maidis (corn leaf aphid), 1589 nucleotides long. Its product is annotated as coiled-coil domain-containing protein 149. The record is from RefSeq and is a predicted model, not a curated record. NCBI's taxonomy places the organism in Eukaryota, Metazoa, Arthropoda, Insecta, Hemiptera, Aphididae. Bases 357 to 1550 code for a protein of 397 amino acids. The transcript has 11 exons.
AUUCAUACAUUAUAUUUAUGUCAUAUUCUAUGUUGCAUAGUACAUACUGCAUUAUAGAUUUAAACUCAGUGUUUUGUAUUUUUUGUAAGCUAUUGUAUAAUUACAAUAAUUAAUAAUUGUCAAAUAAUGAUGACAGAUGAUGUGCUAGCUUUAGGCUGAUUUAUUUCAUAAAAAUAAUACACAAUAAUAAAUCAUUAAUUAUUGUAUUAAAACAUUAUUUAUUAAUUAUUAAUUAUAAUUUUAAAUAGUAAUUUAAAAAAACUAAAGUUCUAGCACAUCUUCAACGUUGUAACAUAUGUUAAAAUAAAUAAUAACCAACGCAAUACAUUUAAAAGUCAAUAAUUUAAUUUUCUAAAAUGGAUAGUACUGCCUUAGAACGGAAAUUGAAUAGCAAGUCUGUAGCUCUCACGUUAUUAAGCGAAGAAUUAGAGAAAUGUCGAAUAGAACGUGAUCAUUUGAAAAUAAUUUUGGAAAAUAAAAUGCUACAUAAUACAUACAAUAGAAAUUACCAAUUGAAUUAUGAUAAACUUGUGAACCAACUAAGAGAAGAAAAUAAGAAACUGAGAUUAGAAGUAGAGGAUAUACGUCAAAAAUUACAGGAUGCUCAAGGUGACAACCAAGUUUUAAGAACUGGUGGUUUUGUCAAAGAUUGUAUCAAUACAAUAUUAACAAGCUCCGAUAGUAAAGAAGAAUUAGUUAAAAAUUUAGAAAUAAUACAUUCAAAGUAUCAGCAAUUAAAGCUUGAUUUUGGUUUAUUACUGGAUGAUAAACAAGAAUUAAUCACUGAACGAGAUGGAGCUCGAAGUAAAAUAAGACGGUUAAAUCAUCAAUUAGCAGCCUCUUUAAAUGCUAAUAAAAAUCAACGUGUAUUAGAUAUUGAUAGUUUACUAUUAGAAAACAAGUAUUUAAAUGAAAGACUGCAGUUAGAGAUCGCCGAAAAGGAAAUGUUAAGGAAAACAAACUCAUUUUACCAGAGUACAUCAAAAACAAAUGAUGAUUUAUCUUUAUUAUCUGCUAAUAAUUCGAUAACUCGUAAAGUAAUAGCUUGCAAACAGAUGCAACAAAUUUUGGAAACUGGAAAUAUUCAAGCUUUGUUUUCAAACAGCACAACACUUUCAGAUUUAAGAAAGUUAUGUCAGACAUUGUUUGAAGCAUUGCAAGAUAAAAGUAUAGCGCUUAAUCAUCAGAAAAAGACAAAUAAAGUAUUGGCUAAACGAUUAGAAGACUUGGAAAAAAAGUUAAAAACAAUUAACCAAGGAGAAGCCAUUAUGUUUCCUUCACUGGUUUUGUUGAAUGAAUGUUCAAAUACAUCUGAUGAAACUGAUAUUGAAACAAGUUCUAUGGAUGAACCGAAUACUUGCUUAAUUUAUAAAGAAGAUGAUUCUAUAAUUAAAAAUAUUAAUUUUGAUAAGUAUCCUAAUGAAAUGAAUACUCUACCAAAAAAUUUGCAACAACUUGUUACUGAGGCUAUGCAAACAAUAACCUUUGAUUCGUCUAAUCCUACUUCUACUAAAGCUUGCCUCGAUUCUACUUCAGAUAUAAAUAUAUAAUGUAAUACUCUACAAAAUAAAUGCUGAAUUUUUAGUAAA